AUGGGCACCUCAGUGAUUCAGCAUAUCGGCUUCAUUCUGGGUGUGUUGGGACAGUUUUUAGUAUCUGCUGCUACAGCCAUGGAUAUGUGGGGUUUACAGGACCGGUCCUUCUCAGUCAUAACAAGUGUUUACACUUACUCUGGACUCUGGAAAUCAUGUGUAGAAAACUCAUCUGGAAUGACCCAAUGCAGGCCUUAUUUUACCAUACUAGGGCUGCCAAUUAUGCUCCAAGCUGUGCGGGCACUGAUGAUAGUGGGGAUAGUUCUGGGAGCCAUCGGCUGUCUGAUCGCCAUCUUUGCCCUCAAGAGUCUGAAGAUGGGAAAUAUGGAGGACAACGUCAAGGCUACCAUGACACUGACCUCUGGGGUCAUGUUUCUGCUUGCAGGUGUCUGUGGCAUUGCUGGAGUGUCUGUCUUUGCCAACCUAAUCGUGUCCAGCUUCCGGUUCACCACCUAUGCAGGCAGUAGAUAUGGAGGAGGAGUGCUAGGAGGACUUGGAGGAUCUCUCACUCCCAGGUACACCUUUGGCACCGCCCUUUUUGUGGGGUGGAUAGGCGGGGCUGUGUUGGUCGUAGGAGGAGUUAUGAUGUGUAUUGCCUGCAGAGGGAUGAUUCCAUCAGAGGAGAAGCGACUAGGUUAUGGGGUGGCCUACAAAGCUGCGUCCCAACACACAACAGUGUACAAGGAUGACGCGAAACCCAGACUCGCCUAUGACGAGUCUUUCAGAGCCCAGAGUAUGAAUGGAAGACACUCCAACCAGGAAUAUGUGUGAAGAAUAUAAUAUUAUGUACUAGUUAGAGGUUCUCUGAAACUUAACAAUACUAUUUUGAUAUUUCAAUGACAAUCUCGUGCAGCUCUAAGGGGCUUAGAAGAUUGCAUAGGGUUGCUAUGAAGGAAAACCUUUUUCAGGUUUGAUUAGUUAUUUUUGUACUUGGAUUUUUUUGUACUCUCUUAUAUUUUGGGCUCCCGAGUGGCGCAGUGGUCUAAGGCACUGCAACUGAGUGCUAGAGGCAUCACUACAGGCCCUGGUUUGUAUCACAACCGGCCGUGAUUGGGAGUCCCACAAUUGGCCCAGCGUCGUCCAGGUUAGGGUUUGGCUGGGGUAGGCCAUCAUUGUAAAUAAGAAUUUGUUCUUAACAGACUUGCCUAGUCAAUAUAAAAAUAUUCUGUGAUUUGUUAUUAUGCAUUUAA
This is a messenger RNA of Salvelinus fontinalis (brook trout), 1190 nucleotides long. RefSeq names its product claudin-18-like. The transcript is spliced from 5 exons. Gene Ontology annotation, biological process: bicellular tight junction assembly; cell adhesion. The record is from RefSeq and is a predicted model, not a curated record. The coding region runs from base 1 to 771 and encodes 256 amino acids. Lineage: Eukaryota; Metazoa; Chordata; Actinopteri; Salmoniformes; Salmonidae. Gene Ontology annotation, molecular function: structural molecule activity. Gene Ontology annotation, cellular component: plasma membrane; bicellular tight junction.